This is a messenger RNA of Triticum turgidum subsp. durum (durum wheat), 321 nucleotides long. The record is from the annotation of a GenBank genome assembly. NCBI's taxonomy places the organism in Eukaryota, Viridiplantae, Streptophyta, Magnoliopsida, Poales, Poaceae.
AUGAAGGGGAGCAGCUUGAUGUUCAUGGUUGCUCUUUUGUGCAUAGGCUAUCUUGUAGUGAUUGGGCAGUGCCGCCUCAUGGAUGGAAGGAGCCACGGUGACCAUCAUGCCAACUCAAGUGCUAACGAUCCUAUAUUAUACUCGUCAUUAGAUGAGAGCAGGCUUACCCUGAAAUUUUGUGUCGAACGGGAUUGUAAGUCCAAAAGCGACAAAAUUUCUUGGGACCAAUGCAUGUGCUGCCUUACGCUGCCGGAUCUUCCAUGCUGGCGUACACGAGACGAGUGUAAAGCAAAUUGCCCGGCGUGCAACCCCAAUUGUUAG